Molecule: messenger RNA, 646 nt
Organism: Scomber japonicus (chub mackerel)
Lineage: Eukaryota; Metazoa; Chordata; Actinopteri; Scombriformes; Scombridae
Product: ras-related protein Rab-7L1-like
Exons: 5
Coding region: 1-621 (206 amino acids)
Biological process (GO): vesicle-mediated transport
Cellular component (GO): vesicle; Golgi apparatus; trans-Golgi network
Molecular function (GO): GTP binding; GTPase activity
Source: RefSeq, a predicted model, not a curated record
AUGGAGGAGCACUUGAUGAAAAUAUUAAUUAUUGGAGAUGGAGAGGUUGGGAAAUCUGCCUUUGUGAAUCGAUACGUCAACGGAAAGUUCAACGAGGGGUACAAGAUGACAGUGGGAGUGGAUUUUUCUGUGAAGGUACUGCAGUGGUCAGAGAAAGAACAAGUCCGACUGCUACUGUGGGAUAUAGCAGGCCAGGAGCAUUAUAUAUCCAUGACCAGGGUUUAUUAUAAAGGUGCAUUGGGCUGUGUGGUGAUGUUUGACGUCACCAACUCAUCCAGCUUCCAACACUGUCUCAACUGGAAAAAAGACCUGGACAACAAGGCCAUGCUGCCCAACGGAGACUCCAUCCCCUGCAUCCUGCUGGCCAACAAGUGUGAUCUUCCUGAUCGGGUCGUGUCUGCAGACAGGAUUGACAAGUUCAGUAAGGCCAAUGGCUUUGUUACUUGGAUGGAGACGUCCGUCAAAGAGAACAUGAACGUUGGAGAGUCUAUGAGGACAAUGGUGCAGGAGAUUAUGUCAGUUCGGUCAUGUUUGGACCCACUCCAUACCCGACGUCAAGUCACAGUAAAUCCUCAACUGGACUCAGAGGUCGGCAACAGCACGAGGCGAGGCUGCUGCUAAAACUACACCUCAACCCCAAGCAAGA